This is a messenger RNA of Manacus vitellinus (golden-collared manakin), 1595 nucleotides long. It is a transcript of the gene KPNA4, whose product is annotated as karyopherin subunit alpha 4. NCBI's taxonomy places the organism in Eukaryota, Metazoa, Chordata, Aves, Passeriformes, Pipridae. Bases 1 to 1524 code for a protein of 507 amino acids. The record is from RefSeq and is a predicted model, not a curated record. Gene Ontology annotation, biological process: NLS-bearing protein import into nucleus. Gene Ontology annotation, molecular function: nuclear import signal receptor activity; protein binding. Gene Ontology annotation, cellular component: nucleus; nucleoplasm; cytoplasm. The transcript is spliced from 16 exons.
AUGUAUUUUGAUCUUCAUUCUUUGCAGACUAUGAGAAGGCAAAGAAAUGAAGUUGUCGUGGAAUUGAGAAAGAACAAAAGAGAUGAGCAUCUUCUAAAGAGAAGGAAUGUUCCCCAUGAAGAUAUCUGUGAAGAUUCUGAUAUAGAUGGUGACUUCAGAGUGCAAAACACUUCUUUGGAGGCAAUAGUACAGAAUGCUUCAAGUGACAACCAGGGUAUACAGUUAAGUGCUGUGCAGGCAGCAAGGAAGUUGCUCUCCAGCGACCGCAACCCACCCAUCGAUGAUCUAAUAAAAUCAGGAAUAUUACCUAUUUUAGUGCACUGUCUUGAAAGAGAUGACAAUCCUUCUUUACAGUUUGAGGCCGCGUGGGCUCUGACAAACAUCGCCUCUGGAACCUCAGAGCAGACACAGGCCGUGGUUCAGUCCAAUGCUGUGCCGCUUUUCCUGAGGCUGCUGCAUUCACCUCAUCAAAAUGUCUGUGAGCAAGCUGUGUGGGCUUUAGGAAAUAUCAUAGGUGAUGGACCCCAGUGUAGAGAUUAUGUUAUUAGCCUUGGAGUAGUGAAGCCUCUGCUGUCCUUCAUCAGCCCAUCCAUCCCCAUCACCUUCCUAAGGAACGUUACCUGGGUCAUGGUCAACUUGUGCCGCCACAAAGACCCCCCUCCACCGAUGGAGACCAUCCAGGAGAUCCUUCCAGCGCUCUGUGUUUUAAUUCACCACACAGAUGUAAAUAUAUUGGUAGAUACAGUCUGGGCACUCUCAUAUCUAACGGAUGCUGGCAAUGAGCAGAUCCAGAUGGUCAUAGACUCCGGAAUAGUCCCUCAUUUGGUUCCUCUUCUCAGCCAUCAAGAAGUUAAAGUGCAAACGGCUGCUCUGAGAGCUGUAGGAAACAUCGUCACCGGCACCGACGAGCAGACACAGGUAGUUCUCAACUGUGAAGCUCUCUCACAUUUUCCAGCACUUCUGACACAUCCCAAAGAAAAAAUUAAUAAGGAAGCCGUGUGGUUCCUAUCUAACAUCACUGCAGGAAACCAGCAGCAAGUUCAGGCAGUAAUAGAUGCAAACCUUGUUCCAAUGAUAAUUCAUCUUCUAGAUAAGGGUGACUUUGGUACUCAGAAAGAAGCUGCUUGGGCAAUAAGCAACUUAACGAUCAGCGGAAGAAAAGACCAAGUGGCUUACUUAAUCCAACAAAAUGUAAUCCCUCCCUUUUGCAAUUUGCUGACAGUAAAAGAUGCACAAGUUGUGCAAGUGGUUCUGGAUGGACUAAGUAAUAUAUUAAAAAUGGCUGAAGAUGAAGCAGAAACCAUAGCCAACCUUAUAGAAGAGUGUGGAGGGCUGGAGAAAAUUGAACAGCUACAAAACCAUGAAAAUGAAGACAUCUACAAACUGGCUUAUGAGAUCAUUGAUCAGUUCUUCUCUUCAGAUGAUAUUGAUGAAGAUCCAAGCCUUGUUCCAGAAGCAAUACAAGGCGGAACAUUUGGUUUCAAUUCAUCUGCCAAUGUACCAGCAGAAGGGUUCCAGUUUUAGAGUGGUAUUUUGGAAGUUAGGUACAAUGCAGCACUGAAUAAAACAAAAAAAAAAAAGGUUUGAUCCAUCAA